CUAGCACGUUAUGACCACAUCUCUGGUUGUGCCGGUAGCAAACUAAUAGUCCAAGGAGGGCUCAUAGAUGACUUCUCAGAGAAGAAUAAAAGGCGCUUGCGUUCCGUUGUAGAGGUCUUCGACCCGUACUCGGAGUUAUGGGCACAAAAACCAGUCCAUGGAGACUCGCCGGCGCCUGGAGUGUACCUCUCUGCAAGCACGUCAAUCCAUAACGGUCUCUACACGUUUGGAGGGAGUGAUGGAAAGAAUUUUUUCAACACCCUCCACAGGCUUGACACUAAUACGCUACGCUGGAGCCAACUUUCUCCUCAGAAUGCAGACGGAGCCCCUAUGCCUAAGUGGGCAUGUGGAAUGGUGUCAUUUAAGGAUAGUUUAUUAGUUAUUGGAGGAAAUCGACCAAGGGCUGGUGGAGAAUGGACUGAUGAGCUUCAUGUCUACAAAAUCUCAGAGGGUGUGUGGAGCUGUCCUGCUACCACUGGAGAGCGACCUCCUGUAUGUGCAGACCUUACUUUUACUGCAGUAAGCGACAAGAGGGCAGUGCUCUUUGGAGGGCACAAUGGUUCGCAGGAAGGGUUUACGAAUAAUGUCUUUAUCAUUGACUUCUCAACAAUGAACUGGAGCAAGCUCAAGAAAACAGGUGGUGGAACUUGGCCAGAAGAGAGGGCCAAUCAUGCAGCUUGUUGUCUCAACCAUGGCCAGCAGUUUCCUCAACUACUGGUAACUGGGGGGCUAGACAGAUGUUUUAAGCCACUAUCUGAUGUCUGGAUUCUUGAUACUGAGAUAGGCAAAUGGAGAAAGAUUGGUAUAUUGAAACCUCGUGCUGGUCACUCACUGACUGUUCUCCAGAUAGGUCCAGAUCUAACAGAGGUCGUGGAGUUUGGGGGAACUCCUGGGCAGUGGAUUGGAAACUUUGAAAAGCAGUGUAAAGUUGCCGACACAGCUAUACUGCAGUUUAGACUAGUGGAGACUUCUGACCAGUCCCAAUGGGAGUUGCUGUCUGUAUCCGACAAUAAACAACGUGGAUCACACCAGAGAAUUAUUGAGAAAUUCCGCUUUGCAGUUGAGAGCUGGCAGCAAUCCACAUGUAAUAAAGAGAUUACACAAUUGCAAUCAGAGAAACGGAGGGUGGGGGAAUUAGAGGAGGAAAAGGAAAAGGUAAAGAUGGAAUUGCAGCAUGUUCAAGCAAGAGCCAAUGUGCUACAGCAGAGGCUGGAUGAGGUUGAGAGGAGGGAACAUGAUAACUUGGUAGUUCAAGAGCAAGCCAUUGCAGCUGAACAGCGAGGUCCAUCAUGGGAAGUGAAUGAUGAUGAAUUAGAAGUCACAGAAGAAGAGCUUGGGUGUGGUGGGUGGGCUAAAGUCAAAGUUGCUAAACUCAAAGUGGCGGCAAAGUGCUUGCACAGCCAAUUGGUCUAUGACUACCAUCGUCGUAUCUUCAGACGUGAAAUGGAUGUUGCUGCCAGAGUUUGUCACCCCAACUUACUACGAUUUCUUGGAGCAAGGCUGGAGGGAGGUAUGACCAUUUUGACAGAGUUGAUGCCAACUAGUCUAAGGGCUCUGGUGAACCGACAUCCACAACAACAUUUACCUUUAAAUCAAUUCCUCUCCAUUGCAAUUGAUGUGGCCAAUGCCCUGAACUACCUCCACAACAUGACUCCCUACCCUAUAAUCCACAGGGACCUCAGCAGUGCCAAUGUUCUCCUCAGGCCUUCUUCCGAUGGAGGUUGGAUCGCAAAGGUCUCUGACUAUGGUACCGCCAACUUCCAGAACCUACUGCGGACUGGGAAUCCAGGCAAUCCUGUAUACACUGCCCCAGAGUCCCGUGACCCUGCUCUUCAGACGCCUAAAAUGGACAUCUACAGUUUCGGCAUCCUCCUGGUUGAGAUGUAUACAUGUGAAUUCCCUGCUCCCGAACAUCGUGACGAGUUAAUGGAGUCGAUUGAUAAUCCUGCUAUCUUACACCUAAUCAGGCAAUGUCUAAAUGAAGGCAAAGAUCGACGUCCAUCAGCUGGUCAACUGCUGGAACUGCUGCAAGCCAUUCAGUAACUAAUUUAAUGCAUGUCACUUUGUCAUGUGACUUACAACGUACUGAGAAUUGACUGAAAUUAAAAAGUCAUGCAUAAUGGAAAUUGUAUUAAACCUUUUUACAAUUUACAUGUGAACGCAUGAAGUAAAAAUAGGGUGUUUGCCACA
Geodia barretti is the source of this 2190-nucleotide messenger RNA. NCBI's taxonomy places the organism in Eukaryota, Metazoa, Porifera, Demospongiae, Tetractinellida, Geodiidae. The record is from the annotation of a GenBank genome assembly.